CCCUGUCAGCACGCAUGACAAAGGCCGACUGCCGCAAACCUUCCGUCACUGUUCGAUAUUCGAGUUUUUAUUUUUAUUAAUUUAAAUUUGACAGAACGUCACAGAAUUUAAUUUAUACUGUAAAUGCUUGUGAUUUUAGUGAAAUAUGUAGUGGUGUGUUGUGAAAGUGAUUAAAAUGUGUUUCGGGUUAUGGACAGUCACGAGUUUGUUAACAGAUAAUUCUUCCAUCAGACACAAUAAGACUUUAAGGGGAGCAAAAUUAUCAAGGUGCAGGAUGUUGGUGCAGCCGUGGUAGAGGUCGGGAGGGCGGCGGGAGGGGCUCGCGCGCGCCCGUCCGCCGGCCGCCUGCCUCCUCCGGCCACGCGCUACUAUGCUGAUGGCAAGCGCCCUGUCCACUCUCCUCGCGGUGCUGUGUGGAGCGAUGGCGGGUGCAGGCGCGAGCGAGGUGUCGGCCAACGCGAGCCGUGUGAGACGGGCGCCGCUCACGCACCACGCGCACCGACUCAUGACGGAGGAAGAAAUGGACGCUACCGCAUCUUGGAAGCGUUCCCACUGGCGCGAGAUGCAGUCAAUACUACGACGGGAGGGCUCCCAGAAGGAGGUCGUCGAGUGCUGCCCCUCAGUCCUAGAGAUGGUCGCGAAGAAAGGCGGCCGAACCCCCACCGGCCUCUAUGUAGAACUCUACGAGGACGGUGAGAACAAACAGAGGCUCUACGAGCUAUCCUGCGCACCUGAUGUUGUAGACAAGCCCUGCAGAUUCGUAGACGCUCGCCUCUACAACCAAUCGAGAUGUGUGCAGAAGUAUUCAUACUCCUACGCACUAGUAAGGUAUUCAUCAGCUACCGAGAUGCCGCUGCGACAUCGGCCGGAAGGGCAUUUCUCUGUCCCCGGUUCCGGCGGCUGGUCCAUGGACUAUGUGAUAGUUAGAGCCGGCUGUGAGUGUCAAAUCACUCCGCCUAAACGCAAGAGUGCGCACCGGAAGCGAUUAGAGAGGCAUCGCCGGAAAAGGAAACGACUGGAGGAUGACGAUGACACUUGAUGUGUGUGUUGUGUUUACCAGUGGACUUAAUAAAUUGCGGUAUUUCCGAUUUAGUUUAAGAUUAGUUGAUUUGUCGUGAUCUAUGUUUUGCGGCUGCACUUUGUAUAACUGAAUAAAAUUCUGUAAUUCACAUACGCCCUUAUAUUAUCUGCCUGGCCUCUGUCAGCCUAAGCGUAAUAAACGACUUUUACAGAAAAGUAAAAUUUAAUAAAAAUAGGAACAACUUUCUCUCAAGUCUUUUUAGUCGGCACUAGGGCAUGGCUUGCAUAUUGAACCGUAAUGGGGUAAUGGAGCAGGGAUCACGGCAUAUCAACGAAAUUGUUACCGAUGCCAUCAAGUCAGAUAUAAGCUUGGUUGUUUUGACAAUCGGUACACGUAUUAAUCUAUGUAUUUAUUAUUAAUAGUCUAUUUAAUUACGCUUCUUGAUGUAGUCUCGUCAAAUUUGUAAAAUGAAGUGUCUUGCUUUGUGCCUUAAUGAAACGUGCCAACACUUAAAAUUUAGAGCUUUUAAUAGAAUAUUAAACCAUUCAAUGAGGUAUUUUUAAUCAAAAUCUCCUUAAAAAACAUAAUACCUCAUUAUGGCGCAAAGACGUUGAUUGGACUUGUGAAUCGAACUAGUAACGCGUCUACAAUAAAAGGUCUGAGGUCCUAAUGUCAUUGAUUUGAAUGCUCUCUUAAGUUUUUAAGAAUAUUUAUUAAAUUACUUUUUUUGUACGCAAUACGUUGUACAUCCCACGUAGUUUAAGUGCGUCCAGUCAAAGAUCUGUAUUAUUUUCUAUUUUGUAAUACUUUUAUUGUAUUUAAAAUUAGCAUAAGUUUCAUACAUUUAUUUAUAUUGUGUUAUAAAUACGAGGUAUUCCGACGUGUUUCACGACGUGUAACUGUGUAAAAUGGCUUCCACAUUAUGUAUUAUACACAAUUAAUUUUAACAUUGCAAUAGUAUUGUGGACUGAGAUUAUAUUUGUGCAUUUAAACGUGAAAACGAUAUAAUUAACACCUUUCGCAUCAAUUGAUAAUAGCGCCAUCUGUCUUCGAGUAGAAAAUUGUGGUUAUGCCUACAGGUUAACAGAUGGUACUGUUUUUAAAACAAUAUACAAUAACAAUUUAACAUCACGUAACAGUGCCAUGUAAUUUUUAUACAAAGUCAAUUAUUAAUAAUUUUAUAAAUGUAUCUAAACUUAUAAAGUAUAAAAUAAUGCCUAUUUUAAACAGUUCAAUAUAUCUAGUAAUUAUUGUACUUACAAAAUUCAUCUCACUGAGUCACAUUAAGUAUUUGAAAUUUAUUUUUAAUCACAGCGGUAAUAAACAAACAGGCCUU
Pieris brassicae (large cabbage white) is the source of this 2357-nucleotide messenger RNA. RefSeq lists its product as uncharacterized. The record is from RefSeq and is a predicted model, not a curated record. The coding region runs from base 371 to 1039 and encodes 222 amino acids. The transcript is spliced from 5 exons. NCBI's taxonomy places the organism in Eukaryota, Metazoa, Arthropoda, Insecta, Lepidoptera, Pieridae.